CAGAGACGUUCAGAUGCGACACCCUGUUAGCUGUGUUUACGGACGGCUUUAGCUUUAGCUAAGUUUGUCUUCAAGUAUGUAAAAGGGACAAUUCAGAAAUGCCACUUCGUUCACUUUGAUCUACGGCAGAUAUCUGGAAAUAUAAGUAGCAGCCCCGGUUCCAACCAUCGAAAAAAACAGCCAUGACGUGCCGGGAUAUCCACGCCACCAACGCCUUUGCCUUCAUCAUUGCCUUCGUAUCAGUGGGUGGGAUCACUGUGGCAGCACUGAUCCCACAGUGGCGCAUCACCAGACUCAUCACCUUUAAUCGCAACACCAAGAAUGUCACCGUGUACGACGGGCUGUGGGCUAAAUGUGUAAAACAGGAUGGGUAUUCGGGAUGUUACCACUAUGACUCAGAGUGGUACUCCAAAGUCGACCAGCUGGAUCUGCGGCUCCUGCAGUUUUGCCUUCCAACUGGCCUCUUUCUCGGCUCCCUAGCCUUGCUUCUUUCCAUGUCUGGGAUGUUUAAAACCUGCUGCUGCUCAGACAAGCCUGAGCCGGACAUUAAGACCACCAGAUUUAUAGUAAACAGUGCAGGCUGCCAUCUGGUGGCUGGGAUGUUCUUGUUCCUCAGUGGAGUCGUCUCCAUCGCGCCUUCAGUGUGGUUCCUGUUCCAUACCAAGGAGAUGAACCGUAAAUAUGCCAACAUCUUCUCCAAUGGGUUCGCUGUCUAUGUAUCCAUAGGCUGCUCUGGAGGACUCAUGUUAGCUGCGCUACUUACAUUCAUGUGGUAUUGCAUGUGUAAGAAGCUGCCUUCACCUUUCUGGUUGCCGCUGACUCCAAUGUCUUCCUCUACUUCCACCCAACCUCUCACCGCCAACGGAUUCCCUCCUUCCCCGGGUUAUGGCCCGCAGCAAUUCCCACCACAGGUGCUUCCCCCUACAGUCAUCGAGACACAGCCUUUUGUGACUUCGCAGGGCUACAUCCAAAACGCAAUGGCCCCUGCACCUGGUCAGCUGUAUAUGUCUCAGGUUUCUGCUGCAGAUGGGUAUGGAUCUGAGGUGGGAGGAAGCCAGGCUUACACCUACGCCCCUUCCCAGAGCUACGCACCAUCGCAGAGCUACGCCCCUUCCCAGAGCUACGCGCCAUCGCAGAGCUACGCCCCUUCCCAGAGCUACGCACCGUCGCAGAGCUAUGCACCUUCCCAGAGCUACGCCUCAUCUCAGAGAUAUGCAUCCAGUUACACAGGCCACCGUUACUCCAGCCGUUCACGGAUGUCAGCCAUAGAGAUUGACAUUCCUGUUCUUACCGAGCCAGAGUGAGCAGGAAGGAUGAUAACUAGAAAACACUAAAGGCCUCUGCCUAUAGGGCACCAGAAAGUAGUGUGCUGAUAAAACUAAUAGACCCUGAUUGAUGAAAGCCAUCUUUAGCCGCUUACAGUUUAAAAGGUCUAUCCAAACAGUUUAGGUUUGUAGUGCUGAUUAUAUAAGACGAGAGCCACCCCAAACAACACUACUGAAUGAAAGACUGUGUGUGUGUGUGUGUGU
Molecule: messenger RNA, 1529 nt
Organism: Cyprinodon variegatus (sheepshead minnow)
Lineage: Eukaryota; Metazoa; Chordata; Actinopteri; Cyprinodontiformes; Cyprinodontidae
Gene: cldn12
Product: claudin 12
Exons: 3
Coding region: 183-1304 (373 amino acids)
Cellular component (GO): plasma membrane
Source: RefSeq, a predicted model, not a curated record